UCUUCCUUAUUAGACUGAGAACGUCCCUCCUCCCGGUGUAACCAGAGGAGCUUCUUGACUUGCUCAUCCUGUCUGUGUCAGCAUUUGAAUACCUCUUUCUUUUCAAUUUCCUAAGACUGCCUUUCGAAAUACUUCAGGCGUCAACAGCAAGAGGAAGUCACUUGACAGAGAAGGACAGAAGAAAGACGAUAUGGAUAGAGAACACACACUCAACGGGGAGGCCGUCGCUCUCAAUAAACCCAAUGACAAAGACAUAGAGGUGGUAACAUCUCCCUCAGGCAAGGUGUAUCGGGCUAUCAACAUUAACCACUAUGCCACCAAGAAGAGUGCCGCUCAAAGCAUGCUGGAUGUGGCCUUGCUGAUGGCCAACUCGUCCCAGUUGAAGACCGUUCUCUAUGUUGGGCCGCAGUAUCGUUUCUACAUCCCCCUCAUUGUCCUCCUGUGUCUGUCCAUUACGCUGCAAGUCAUCGUGGGGGUUCUGCUCGUUUUUAUAGCGAAGUACGAUCUGAACGACGUGCGUAAACAUGCCAAGUUGAACAGGAUGAACAAUGUGGCGACUGUUAUGGUGUUCUUCAUGGUGCUCAUCAACAUCUUCAUCACGGCGUUGGGCUUUGAGGGACACGCUCUCAGGCCAUCAAAAUACGGCGCAAUGUUUGAAGCGACACCUGAGAUGUCCCCGCAACGUUCUGAACUCGACAUGACGACUGGCCUUUGAACCUGCACCGCUUUCACCUACCGUAAUUUCCGGACUAUAAGCCGCGACUUUUUUCCAAAAUUCUGAACCCUGCGGCUUAUAGUCAGGUGUGGCUUAUUUGAGGAUUUUUUUCGUGAGUUUUGUGAUGACUUUUAUACACUGCGGUAUCUUGAAGAAAAAACCAACAACAAAAAUACUACUUUGAAACACUACUAUGGCUGCUGCUUAUUCUGGCUGUGUUGCUUGUGACUAUUAUGAGCUUUAGUUGGAAUGCACGCUAGGUGACCUGCGUCAAAGGGCUCUAAACCCUUUCUCUUACUCUGCCAUGUGACUCAGAGAUUACACAAAGCAAUGGCGCUGUUUGGACCAUCUGCAUUGUAUUAAAACCCAAUCAAUCAGCAUUUAAAUUCAAUUCUUCUGACAUUUUGCUCACCAAAAACAAGUUGUAAUGAACGUGAACUUUUAAUGCAUUUUAUUCAGAAGGUUACUUUGAACCCCGAGGCUUAAGUGGCGGCGUGGCCUAUUCAUGGAUUUUUACGGCCUCCAGGGGGCGCUCUAGCAGGAAGCAAGAGUGAGACAGACGAAGAAGAGAUAAUGCGCCGAAGAAGACGUGCUAGUUUGUCAAGACGGACAUUACUGAAAGGAAGCUUUUAUGCACAAACCGUCAUUAUGGGGGACAAAAGAAAUGCAUAUGAGGCCGCUUUUAAGCUAAAGGCAGUCGAUGUUGAUGACAUUGUGUUGCGUCACCCUUUUCUUUAUUUCGUGGUCCCGUCUACUCUGGAGCUAUACGUGUCGCUCGCUAGUUUAAUGUAAUUUAGCGCUUUGUGCAUGAAUAAAAUUAGCAUGAACAGACCCUCAUCACACUCAAAAAAAUGCAUAAAAGCGACGACGAAAGAGAGACUGAGAAAGUGUGAGGCGAAGGAUAUCUAACGCUAUUCCAAUCGGACACUGAGGAGGAAGACUUUGAGGGUUUCGGUGCACAGGAGGAAUAUGAAGACGAUGAAGCUCUCUAUUUUACUUUUACUAGUAUGUUUUUUUAAUCAGCCCUGUUAGUGCUGUGCUACUGUGUUGCUGCUGUGUUACCACCGCGUCUCAGUGACUUUUACCAGUAUGUUUUAUUUAAUCAAACCCGAUUAGUGCUGUGUUACUUCCGUGUUGCUGCGGUAUUACUGCCGCGUCACAGGCAGUGUUUGGAAGGAAAUCUUAAGGUAUGUUAUUAAAACUUUAAAAAAGC
Syngnathus typhle (broad-nosed pipefish) is the source of this 1928-nucleotide messenger RNA. RefSeq names its product ninjurin-1-like. The transcript is spliced from 4 exons. Gene Ontology annotation, cellular component: membrane. Bases 191 to 715 code for a protein of 174 amino acids. Gene Ontology annotation, biological process: cell adhesion; tissue regeneration. NCBI's taxonomy places the organism in Eukaryota, Metazoa, Chordata, Actinopteri, Syngnathiformes, Syngnathidae. The record is from RefSeq and is a predicted model, not a curated record.